Messenger RNA from Hordeum vulgare subsp. vulgare (domesticated barley), 1018 nucleotides. Its product is annotated as probable peroxygenase 5. The record is from RefSeq and is a predicted model, not a curated record. The coding region runs from base 160 to 804 and encodes 214 amino acids. Gene Ontology annotation, molecular function: monooxygenase activity; calcium ion binding. The transcript has 4 exons. NCBI's taxonomy places the organism in Eukaryota, Viridiplantae, Streptophyta, Magnoliopsida, Poales, Poaceae.
ACCAGUACACCACCACCAAGCCCGAAGCCACUACCGCUUUCCCUCUCACCGCGCCACCUUGGCAUAACCACACCGAGAUAUCCAGCUGAUCUCAUUCUCCCCGCGACGCCGUCCUCCCGCCCCUCGAUCGCCGGCCGGCCGAAACCAUAGAUCCAUCCCAUGGGCUCCAAACCUGCGGAGACGGCAGCAGCUGGGAGCCAGCAGCAGCAGCAGGCGGAGGAGUCCUCCCUGGCGGACGUGUACAACCACGAGCUGACGCCGCUGCAGAAGCACGCCGCCUUCUUCGACAGGAACAGGGACGGCAUCAUCUACCCCUCCGAGACCUACCAGGGGCUACGCGCCAUCGGCUGCGGCGUCGUCGUUUCCGCCGCCGGCGCCGCCUUCAUCAACGCCUUCCUUGCGCCCACGACGGUGCCGGCGAACGUGAAGCCUCCGGCUUUCAAGUUCCCGAUCUACGUGAAGACCAUUCAGCAGGGCAAGCAUGGGAGUGACACAGACGUGUACGAUACCAACGGAAGGUUUGUUCCUGAAAAGUUUGAGGAGAUAUUCAAGAAGCAUGCCCACACCAGGCCUGAUGCCCUAACAAGCAAAGAGCUGGGAGAGAUGCUUAAAGCAAACAGGGACCCUAAAGAUUUCAAAGGACGGGUGGGUGCCUUUGGAGAGUGGAGACUUCUCUAUGCGUUGUGCAAAGAUAAGGAUGGAUUUCUUCACAAGGAGACUGUCAAGGCGGUCUAUGAUGGCAGCGUGUUUGAGAAGUUGGAGCGAGAAAAAAAGGAAGCUAAGGAAUUUGCCAAGAAGAAAUGAUGAAAUGUCCUCCGAUACCAGCUUAUUUGUGGUUCUGUGAAAGUAUUUGUAGAUUGGGGCAUUGUGCUUGUGAGUUCGGUUUCUCAAACUAAUGUUGUGGUCGUUUGAUUUCAUUUGUUUCUGGUUUCAUGUUUCCUGGAAUGAGACUCGGAGCCUCAUUGUAAAUGUAUAGAAACUGCUUGCAAUUUGGGUAAUAUUGUUUCGCAUUUGUUUU